CCAAGCUCCAAGAAUGGCCGUGACGUGCGUCUUUAACGGUUGCUUCGCGCCCACCAUGUCGUACUCGGACAAGUGCUCGUUCCACCGGUACCGCUCCAAGUGUAAAAUUGACGGCUGCUUCAACCAAGUCUACGCCCGCCUCCUCUGCGUCGGCCACGGCGGCAAGAAGCACUGUGCGUUCGACAACUGCACAACCACCGUCCGCACGGGCGAUUUUUGCGCCAAACACUCGCGCAAAGCCAAGCCUUUGUGCUCCGAGCCGGGCUGCGAGCGCGUCGCGCACCAAUUUGACAAGUGCACGCACCACGGCGGCGGCAAGCCGUGCUCGAUUGCCGGGUGCGCCCUCCCGGCGCGCAUUAGCGGCGUGUGCUGGCCCCACCGCAACCGCGUGCUGCCCGCGCCAGCGACGCCUGCGUUUGCGAGCGAGACGGACGGCGACGCGCUCAUCCUGAUGCUGGACGAGUGGAUGCAAGACGAGCCGCUCAUGGCGCUCGACGACGACGAUGUUGAUUUUCACGGCAUUUUGGACGACAUUCUUCUCUCCAUGUAAAACCCUUUGACCAAGCUCUUUCGAGACACCUUUCAGAUAUAUAAAUAAGUUAAACCCAUAAAAUAUAGUUUCUAGUAACG
This is a messenger RNA of Saprolegnia diclina VS20, 630 nucleotides long. RefSeq lists its product as hypothetical. The coding region runs from base 14 to 550 and encodes 178 amino acids. The transcript has a single exon. NCBI's taxonomy places the organism in Eukaryota, Oomycota, Saprolegniomycetes, Saprolegniales, Saprolegniaceae. The record is from RefSeq and is a predicted model, not a curated record.